Caenorhabditis elegans is the source of this 1056-nucleotide messenger RNA. It is a transcript of the gene T24A6.20, whose product is annotated as YitH/HolE acetyltransferase (GNAT) domain-containing protein. The record is from RefSeq and is marked reviewed. Gene Ontology annotation, molecular function: acyltransferase activity, transferring groups other than amino-acyl groups. NCBI's taxonomy places the organism in Eukaryota, Metazoa, Nematoda, Chromadorea, Rhabditida, Rhabditidae. The transcript is spliced from 5 exons. The coding region runs from base 84 to 1013 and encodes 309 amino acids.
GUUUGAUUUCCUGUCAAUCUACAAUCGUCCACCGCCUUUUAUUUUAGAUCAUUUUUAGAUUUUUUUUCGAUUGGCCCAGAAUCAUGACGGAAUUCGAGACUCUUGUCAAUCCGCCACAGGAGGUUUUCGAGCAAAUUGUGAAGCUGACCAGUGACACCGAAGACUGGGCUUUCCAGCUUAAUGACUACAAUUUUUGGUCGACAAAUUUCGAUCAGUUCUGGUUGGUUACUGUAGUGGAAAAGGGAACAACAAAUUUGGCAGCCUCCGUCUCGCUGGCUCGUUGGGAUGGGGAAGAUGGACCCCUUUUCUCAAUUGGAAUGUUCUACUGCGUUCAGAAGUACCGUGGUCAAGGUCUCGGAAAACCGAUUUUCCAGAAGGUUAUGGAUAUUGUUGGCGAUCAUAAUGCAACUUUAACUGGAGUGGUAAAAAUGUCUGACAAGUACGCAGCCGAUUUUGGAUUCGAUAAAGUACCGGAGCACUGGCACAUGUUUAGCUCUUUGAAAUUGGAAAACGUUGUGAUUCCUGAGAAGGUGUCUGAAAAGUUUAUAACCAAGUUGUGGUCUGAGGUGGACUACGAAGCCCUCACAGCCUAUGAUAGGACCAUUUGCACUCGUGACAGGAAGAAGAUUAUGACUGCCUGGUUCAAUUUGGCAGAUACUUUUAGUAGGGUUGUCCUUGACGAAUCUGGCAAAAUCGUUGGGUACGCAACCAUCCGACUUGUCACUAAAAACAAGCUGAGCCCUGCUCCAUUCUACGCAGAUACUCCUGAAGCCGCCGAGGUCUUGCUGGCUGAUCUUUUGAAGAGUAUUCCCAACUGGGAGAAGCACUCUAGCAUGGGGUUCCUGUACCCCGAAAUUAAUAAGGACCCGCUUGAGCUUCUGGAAAAAUUCGCCAAAAGCAAGGAACUUGUAUCAACUAGCCGCUUUGUCCGAAGUCAAUUCACCAAGAAGCUGAUUCCAACCCCCGACGAGAAGGUCUAUUCACUGGCGGAUUGUGCUCACCAGUUUGUUUAAAUUAUUGUCAUUUGUUAACAUUAAUAAAUAGUAUAUUGAAAAA